Molecule: messenger RNA, 5991 nt
Organism: Mya arenaria
Lineage: Eukaryota; Metazoa; Mollusca; Bivalvia; Myida; Myidae
Product: neurogenic locus notch homolog protein 1-like
Exons: 26
Coding region: 1018-4413 (1131 amino acids)
Source: RefSeq, a predicted model, not a curated record
GGUAAAAAGUAAUAAAAAGUGAAUAACUAAAUGACUUCAUUUGGUGAAUUAGUAAUAUAUUAAAUUGUACCCGAAGCUUGAGUGAAAACAGUCGGACAUUUAUUGGACACCCGUUUUGUUUAUCAGUGAAAAAAGAUCAAAGGUUUCGAUGACCGAUGGCCGGUGAAUAUUAAGUUUUUAAAGUGUUUGAAGGCAAUGAGUCCUUACUGAGAUUGAUAUUUUCAUUAAGUGUUCGUUAUAUGACAUUUGAGAUUUAUAUACAUGUAUUGAAAAGUGCGCCAUGAUCACUGAGCCGGAAUUAUCGGGAUAAAAGAUCUGAAACACCCGCCGGACAUAUUCGUUUAUGAAACGGGAAUACAUUUUCACACAAUGUAUACUCUGACUAACAAAAGAAACUAUAGAUGAAAGUAUUUGACAUCGAUUUAUUGUGUUUUGAAACAACAUUCUUGCAGCUUGUUGUAUAUGAUAGUUGAAUAAUAAAAUCUGUCAGUGUUUACAAAUUAAUUAUAAAUCAUUAAAAAUACAAAUACACCGGGGAUAAAAUUUGGGAUUUUCGGAAUACCGUCGUUUGUUUUGCUGUUGAAGAUUUGAUUGGAAAAGGGAUUAUGUGCAUUGGGAAUUCUCAAGUGUUUGUCACGAUUUAAGACUCGCUAAAGUAGUUGUAAAUGUCAUAGGCUUGGCUUGGUGUUAUAUUUUCCCAAAUAAUUCAAAAUAUAUGAAUCAUAAGUUGGAAAUAAUACUCUGUUUAUGAAUUCUGUGGUGGAAAAAAACAGAAUCAGUUGAGUUAAAAAACGGGGAUUGUAAAAUCAAAUAAUUGCGCUACGGAUUAAAAUAAACAAACAGAAUAUUCUUGAUUUCUACGCAUAAGAAUAUUAUGGAUACUAUUGUUUAACUAUUUAUAAUAAUAAGAAAAUAGAAGAUUUAAAGCGAUUCUGGCAUAACAGAAAAGGAGGAAUUUAAUGACUGGAUCCCAAUGUAAAUAUUUGUACAAAACGCAAAUUCAACAAUAAUUUGAAGAUGAAACUUUUGUGGAUUCUAUGCUUGGCUGCCUCGUUGGGUCAAAACCUGCUAUCAGUGGCCGGCGCCCAAUACCGUCUUCUAUACCUCCAAUACAUCCCGUUUGGAGCCGUGUACCGCUACCAGGCCCGAUGCUCCCUCCCUUGCACCGGAAAUUACCCACCGAACUCUUUACAGGUCACUAUUAUGCUUGACCGGAUGUACAAGAACUUUGAGGGGUACAACUAUUUCCGGGUACUCCAACGUUCCCAGAGUUUAAUCUGGUAUCUGAACAACACGAUCACCAUGCAGGAGAACUCGGCGGGCCUGUGCACGUUUGACGUCCAGUUUGAUACAUUAACGUCUACUGGGUCCGAUGCCGGAACGCCGAGCGGCACGUGUCAGAUCGGACAUUUUACACCGACGUCAUGUUCACGAGGUGACACGAGCGACCAGUACUGCAUCAACGUAGUGCGAGAUCACCUUGACAACUGCUACAACCAGACGAUCUUCUCCCAGUGUUGUGAAACAUGUAACAACUACAGAACAGAUAUCGAAGAUUGCCCGUUUGGCGACCUUGACCCUAGGGAAUGCACGUCCCUUGCAGACAACCAGUGUUAUAAUCCAAACGUACGAUCGUUAUGCUGUCACACGUGUCAUAAUAUAAAACAGUCGCACAACCAAGAAACAGAAGAUUGCCCAUAUGGCGACAGGGACCCUACUUUUUGCAACAGCUACUUGACCAACGACGCCGCCUGCUACAACAACUCCGUGAAAUGUUGUGAUACUUGCCACUGGUAUGCAGACUUAGAACAACCUGACUGUCUGUAUGGAAACAAGCGACCGGAAUUUUGUCAGGGAAUCACUGACGCCAGCUGUUAUGACGUCAAUAUUGCAAGGGAUUGCUGCCGCACGUGCAAUGACGCAAAGAAUGAAAAUAACCAGGGUUGCGAAUACGGCGAUAAGAACACACUCUACUGCAGUAACAUCUCGCGGUCGUCUUGCUAUCGCGAUAACGUAACGGACACCUGUUGUGACACGUGCGUCUAUCUUGGCAACGAUGAAAUGACAGAUUGCAAGUACGGCGACCGUCGUGAUUACUGCAGUAACGUCACAAGAGAUGAUUGUUAUGACGUCACAACCCAGAAUGACUGCUGCGAAUCUUGCCAGUACUUCCAGACGAAUGACUGUCCUGUUGGAGAGGAUGCCAACUGCUGGCAACAUGACGCAUCGGACUGUUACAGGGCUGACGUCCGACAGAAAUGCUGUCAAACUUGUCUGCAGUAUUAUACAGAUAAUACUUUCCUUCCUGCGAACUGUAAAUAUGGCGACCGUGACCUCAAUUGCUACAACAUCGUAAGCAGCGGUGGAAAUUGUUACGACCCUGGUACCGAGUACGACUGUUGCCAGACGUGUGCUUAUUACAAAGUAAAUGGAAAUCCUAAUUAUUGUCGUUACGGGGAUAAAUCCCUGGAAUGCAACAACACCGUUUCGUUUGAGUGUUACGAAGCGGAGUACAGAGAUAAAUGCUGUGACACGUGCUCGGAAUAUGACCAGGCCGAUACGCUGGGAAAUUCAUGUGCAUUUGGUGACCGGGUGGAGAGUUGUUACAUGCGCCCCGCUUACGAGUGUUACGAGCCAGGAAAUAGAGCGGAGUGCUGUAAGAGUUGCAAAACCAUAGAGAACAAGAAUAACGUUGGUUGUGAGUUUGGCGACCGAGACGCUGAGUGCUCUGACAUCAGCCCCAGCGAUUGCUACGAAAAGGCUAACACGUGCUGUCAGUCCUGUCCCUCGCUAACAUCCUCGUUGAAUAUUGAUUACUGCAAAUACGGCGAUAGAGAGGACUGCAGCUCAAUACAACAUUCGGAAUGCGUGAAUGCCGAAGUAAACAGGAAUUGUUGUGAGACGUGCUAUAUCUUGAACCUACACAACGACACAUAUACCAGCUCGACAGCUUUUCCGACGACCCACUCCGGAGGAGCCUGUGAGGACGAAAGCUUCUACUGCUAUAGUAUUCCGGCAACGGCUUGUUACAACGACGAAACAAGGUGUUGCGCCAGAUGCGAAUCCCUCCGAAUUGACAAUACAGGCAUUGCGGAUUGCAAGUACGGUGAUCGCCCUAACUGGUUGGAUAUUAAGUACGGUGAUCGCGCUAACUGGUGUUCUAAUAUCUUACCACGUGACUGUUAUGACGUCACCACGCAAAGGGAAUGUUGUCUCACGUGUGAUAACUUCAGGCGUAAUGAUUUACCGGACUAUUGCCCGUACGGGAACAAGUUGACAGACUGUUACUCCGGCCAGUAUCAUCCCUCGGAAUGCUAUUAUCCAGAACGGAAUGCACAAUGUUGCGAGGCUUGCUACAACUUAGAGACUGGCGACAGAGAAUGUGAAUACGGGGAUAAAACCCCCGACUGUGAAUCCGUUCAGAACCAUCCUGGCCGCUGUUACAAUUACACCGUUAGCCAAGUGUGUUGUGGGUCAUGCCCGGACUAUAGAGACUCCUCCAAUCAAGGUUGUGAGUUUGGUGACCGCGUGAACACCGGAUGUUACGUGUCAAUGUGCGGCCAGUACUCCCCCGGGCGAUUGCGUGACUGUUGUGGUACGUGUGAAGAUUAUAUCAACAACCAGCAAACCACACCUACCACUGAGGAUCCAUAUCCCAAUACGACGGAAAAACAAACAUCUACGUCAGUGGGGCCUAUUGUGGGCGGAGCUGUGGGAGGAGUCUUGUUCGUUGUCAUAGUGAUUCUGGUUGCCUGCUUCCUUAUAAGGAGAAACAAACGGGACCCUGUGAAAGCAUAUGUUUCAAAUGGGUCGUACCCAAUGAACCCAGGCGCAAACCCCGACCCCCGGAGUAGACCCCACACUGCCCCAAUGUUUGAUAACCAGGGAUUCACCGCAUUUUCAAACCCGUCUAGCGCCAGUAGCAGACACCCCCAUCAAUCCGCCGGAUACAAAGCCGCUGGUCAACCAAAUAAUCGUAAUAGCAUGCCAGCUCAUAUGAACGGUCAACCUCUUCACUAUGCAAGUCGUCAGGUGCCAAAUAACAUGUCGCUUCCGGUUGGUCACGCGCAAGGUCACAUGACCUCAGCAGCAGGUCACAUGUCUCAAAACCAGCAGCCGAUUGGUCAAAGGCAACAUAGGAGCCAGUUACAGAAAUCAGAAAAGGACGAGGAAGUUUAUGACUAUAUAGAUGACAGUGAUGUGAGGACCGUGGUAUCGGGGCCUGUCAGACGGCCUACAUUACCGUCAAGACCGGAAGGAGCAGCAGGUACUGACGGCGUCUACCUUGAGCCUCUAGCGGCCGACGACUACACCAAUCCUAGCUUCAAUGCUGAAGGGGAUGGCGAUAGUCACCCGUAUCACAUUCUUGAGAAACCGGAGAACCAGCAUGCUCAUCAGUACAUGCAAUUGUAACCUUUCUUCGAAUGGGCAUUACUAGAAGCGGACUAAAUCAAGCCACAAAGCCAGAAUUUGUGAAAGAAAAUACCCAGAUCUGCUUUACCUUUAGAUUUGUAUAUAAACAUGUGUCGUUUUGGGCAGAUCAUGAUAUGUAUUACGAUUCUUAUCAUAACUCUGAGCAACAGUUUUUAUUAAGGAAAUUAAGGCUGUUUCAAUAACGAUUCCAAAAUUAAAGGAGUAAAAUGCUUUUCAAUAAAAAAAUACCGUAAGGACAUUUAUCUCAUCGAUUCUGCCUGAUCUGGUGCACUCAUAAGCGAUGAAACACAUUCGGCACUCAUCGGCCACUUUCCAUAGAAAAGUAGUUAAUGGACUGUUUACGAUGACAGAAAUCUAAACAUUUAACCACGCUGCAAGUAGUGCACGUAGUGAUUUCAAUAUUGCAGAUAAACUUAAUAUCGAUUUACUCUUGGGAAUUCUAAUUAUUCAUGCAAUAAAACACUUCAAUGGCAAUCAUUUUAGACUUGUAAAACACAAUACACUUUGAAAGUCUAUAAUAAAUGGAUACUAUUAUUUAAGACUUUACGAACUACUUCUACUGAUGUACCUGUAUUCAUCCGAGUUUGUUUUCAAUUGAAAAUGACUGAGGAGCUCCGAAUGCAGUGAAAUGGGGCACCGACCAAAAUCAAGCUAGUUCUCUGAUUCUCAACGUCAUGCUUAACUCUGAUGCGCCUUGACCCAAUUUAAUUUUAGUAUUUAUUUUGAGGAAGAAGCUUGCUGAUAGCUUAUAUGUAAAAUAAAUGAUGAACAUGUAUCAGACAUAAAGUAUAUUAGAGUUUGUAUAUAAGAUCUUUGAUUUAACUAAAAUUGAACGCGAAAUAACCUAUUUUGAUUUUUUUCAAAACAAAAAAAAACCUGUUUGAUAUUUUUUAUAUAUAAUGCAUGUAUAUUAAUGUAUGUACAUAGCACUCAACUGAUACCGAAAUAAUGUGGGGUCACCAAGACUCAAAAGUUAAUGCAUUUGAAAAACAGAUACCUUAAAUAUAUCUUUAAAUCAUCCAUAGACAUUAAGACUUAUUCCUAUGAGGCUAUUAUUUUUGAAAUCCAUUUUUUCUUACACUACUCAUUCUAUUUUAACAUAUAUAUACUCCUCAGAAUGUAAACUUACAUUGGUAACAUUUUGUGUACACGUCGAUACUUUUGUUUAUAUAUAAUUAUGUUUUUAUCAUGAAGUUGGUUCCGUUUUUUUUUUCAGUAUUGGACUGGAAAUCCAUUCUUUUGUACAGUUUUACAUACAAUACUGUCACUUAUUAUUGAAAUAAUUUUUUUGUAAAUGAAAUCCAACGAUUGAUGUGAUAAAUUUGAAAGGAAUCUCAUUUUAUAUUUUGUAAAUACUAUGUUGUUAAUACUGUUUUAGAGUUUUGUAUAUUUAUUUGUUUGUAUUUUAACUCUAUACCGUGUUCAGAUGCAUACAUUUACUGUUGCUUUAAAAGUGAAAAUGAGUUUACAAAGGACUUGCAAUUUGAUGCUCUGCAAAACUUACAUUUCAUUUAAAAAAAGUUUUUGUUUUGUAAUCUUACGUAUAUUUAUGCUGAA